AUGCUUAGAUCCGCAUUUUCUAGAGCAAGAGUACCCUCCUACGUUCGUUUAUUCCACCAAUCUAAUUUCAAAUAUGCUGCAUCAGUAUUUAAGAUGCCGGCCAUGUCACCUACUAUGACUGAAGGAGGAAUUGUGUCAUGGAAAGUGAAACCAGGUGAUACCUAUAAUGCCGGGGAUGUAUUGUUGGAAGUUGAAACUGAUAAAGCAAACAUUGAUGUUGAAGCAGCCGAUGAUGGAAAAUUGUGGGAAAUUUUGGAAAGUGAUGGAGCUACUGGAGUACCAGUAGGAAAACCAAUUGCAUAUAUCGCAGAUGUUGAUGAUGAUUUGAGCACUUUGGAGAAACCAAAGGUUGAGGAGAAAGAAGAGGGGCAACCUAAGAAGAAGUCAGAAGAGAAAGAAGCAAAACCACAAGAGAAGAAGCAAGAGACAAAGGAGAAAUCAGCACCGAAACAUGAAGAUUCAAAACCAUCCAGUGAAUCUAAACCAUCAGAUUCUGGUGUACUUCAAAAAGCUAAUCCGUCACAAAAGUUUUCACCAGCUGUUGAAUUGCUUUUACAUGAAAAUAAUAUUUCUCAUGAAGAUGCAAUUGCCAAGAUUCAAGCAACUGGACCAAAUGGAAGAAUAUUGAAGGGGGACGUAUUGGCGUAUCUUGGAACUAUACCAAUUGAUGCAGUAGUUGACCUUGCCACGUAUCUUAAAUCAAGAGAACAUUUGGAUUUGUCUAAUAUAGUAGUGGCAAAAUCGAGUGCCAACAAGGAGUCGGAAAAAGAUUUAAGUAAAACCAAAUCAAAAGAGGAAACUACCGAAGUUAAACCAAAACCAACUAAUAUUCUCUCAAUCGAAUUUUCAGCUCCAUUAGAAGAACAUCUUGGCAAGAAUGAUUUCAAGCAAACAUUUGAAAGUGUACUUAGUUCGGCAAUUCAUGACACAUAUGCUCAUAAGUUCCCCCAAUAUGCCAAUUCACCAUCACCUUCCAUUUAUGAUCAAUAUGAUGUAUUUGAGGAAUUGGUUACUGCACCAGUUACCAGAAAGAGAUUUGAAGUAUAUGAUGUCAAAUAUAACUUUUAUGGAGAUUCUAUAACUAAACCAUUAACUAACAGGAGACUUCAGCCACCAAGAAAUGAUUUUGAUGAUUUAGUAGGUAUACCAAAUGAAACUACACCUGUUGUUGAAGUAGGUACACCAAGAGCAAGUGUUAAUUUUAAAGUUAAAUUUGAUGAAAAAUUGUCUGAUUCAAAACAAUUUAUCAAUUAUUUUGAAAAAGCGUUAUUGGAGGAAGCUGAAUUGUAUGAUAUCCCAGCUAAUUUGUUAAGAAUAUCAAAUUAA
Messenger RNA from Lodderomyces orthopsilosis Co 90-125, 1326 nucleotides. RefSeq names its product Pdx1p (gene PDX1). Lineage: Eukaryota; Fungi; Ascomycota; Pichiomycetes; Serinales; Debaryomycetaceae. The coding region runs from base 1 to 1326 and encodes 441 amino acids. The transcript has a single exon. Gene Ontology annotation, biological process: pyruvate decarboxylation to acetyl-CoA. The record is from RefSeq and is a predicted model, not a curated record. Gene Ontology annotation, molecular function: dihydrolipoyllysine-residue acetyltransferase activity. Gene Ontology annotation, cellular component: pyruvate dehydrogenase complex.